AUGCCAGACUUCUCCCCCGUCCUCCCAUCAACAACCUCGGCACCCCCCUCCCCGCCACAUUCCCUCUCCGCCAAAACCAUCACCACCUCCCCAAACCCCCUAUUACCGCUCUACAACCUCGCCGCCAACAUCCCCAUCCCCGCCAAAUUCAAAAAGGCCAAACCCUCUCUUCGGUUACAGCGGGUAAAAUCCAAAGACGAAGCCACCUCUCACGAUGUAACCAAACUGCAAACAUCCUUCGCCAUCCUUCCCUCUCUCAAACAGCUCCAAACCCGCAAAUGGACCCUCUGGGACCUCCAGCACGUGGUGACGUUUGGGUGUUUGGCCUUUUGUCUGCUCAUCACACCAUCAGCCCCGUUUGUCAAGAGCGCCGCGAUGGGGUUGCUAGCGGUUCUGCUGGCCAUGCCAGCGACUAGACAGUUUUUCCUGCCGUCGUUGCCGAUUUGGGUGUAUUUGUUUUAUUUCUUUGCCAGCAGGUUCAUCGCCCCUGAAUACCGCCCCCACAUCUGGGUCAAGGUCCUUCCCGCGCUAGAAAACGUCCUCUACGGCGCCAACCUGAGCAACAUCCUCUCGGCACACACCUACACCAUCUUGGACAUCAUCGCCUGGAUCCCCUACGGCCUCGGCCACUUUGCGCUCCCGCUGGUGACAACGGUGAUGCUGUUUUUGUUUGCCGCCCCUGGGACAACGCCCGUCUGGGCGAGGGCGUUUGGGUACAUGAGCAUCCUCGGCGUGACGAUCCAGAUCCUCUUUCCUUGCACGCCUCCCUGGUACGAGGGUCUGCACGGCCUCGAGCCGGCGCACUACGGCAUGGAGGGCAGCCCGGCUGGGUUGAAGAGGAUCGAUGAGCUGUUUGGCGUGGACAUGUACACGACGAGCUUCACGACCGCCCCGGUGCCGUUUGGCGCGUUUCCUUCCCUGCACGGAGGCGAUGCCGUGCUGGAGAUGCUGUUUUUGCAGUACUGCUUCCCGAGGUUCAGGGCUUUUUUCGUGGGGUAUGUGGUUUGGAUUGCGUGGAGCACCAUGUAUCUGAACCACCACUACGCGAUCGACCUUGUCGGAGGAGGGGUGAUUGCCGCGGUCACGUAUUACAUUGCGAGAACGAAGUGGCUUCCGCGCCCGCAGCUGGACAAGACGACGAGGUGGGAGUAUGAGUAUGUCGAGUUUGGCGACAGGCCGAGGGUGGCGCUCGACGAGGAGUAUGGUGGGAUGGGGUUGGGACUGCUUCAGCGACGGGGGAGCGACGAAUGGACUCUUGGGAGCUCGUCGAGCUUCGACUCGAUGAGCAGGGGGGACACCCUCUGCGGGAGCAGCAGCUCUUCGCCGAAUAUCCUCAGCCCGACGACGCCGAAUGAUGACCACCAUGGGGGGGACCUGUGGAGCAAAGUCCGGACGACGAGCCCGAGGGCGGCGGGGUUGACUGGGGUUGUGGUUGAGGAGGAGCAGAGGGAGGUGUAUGUGAGGUGA
Messenger RNA from Podospora pseudocomata, 1467 nucleotides. It is a transcript of the gene AUR1, whose product is annotated as Phosphatidylinositol:ceramide phosphoinositol transferase (IPC synthase). Bases 1 to 1467 code for a protein of 488 amino acids. Gene Ontology annotation, biological process: inositol phosphoceramide metabolic process; sphingolipid biosynthetic process. The record is from RefSeq and is a predicted model, not a curated record. The transcript has 2 exons. Gene Ontology annotation, cellular component: inositol phosphoceramide synthase complex. Lineage: Eukaryota; Fungi; Ascomycota; Sordariomycetes; Sordariales; Podosporaceae. Gene Ontology annotation, molecular function: inositol phosphoceramide synthase activity.